AUGGCAGCUGGCAGUUUCCGCGCAGCCAGCCACAUUGGGGAGACCUCACCUAGACGACGCGCUAAGACGACCAACUCUUCUGCUCAUCCCCUUACUGUGAACUGGGACUGGCCAAACGGGACGCCGUCAAGUGGAGAAGACUUGAAGCUCUCCUGCCCCCCUCACCCACCACUCGCCCCCAUACCCCCGCCACUCGCCCCCAUACCCCCGCCACUCGCCCCCAUACCCCCGCCACUCGCCCCCAUACCCCCGCCACUCGCCCCCAUACCCCCGCCACUCGCCCCCAUACCCCCGCCACUCGCCCCCAUACCCCCGCCACUCGCCCCCAUACCCCCGCCACUCGCCCCCAUACCCCCGCCUCUCGCCCCCAUACCCCCGCCGCUCGCCCCCAUACCCCCGCCGCUCGCCCCCAUACCCCCGCCGCUCGCCCCCAUACCCCCGCCGCUCGCCCCCAUACCCCCGCCGCUCGCCCCCAUACCCCCGCCGCUCGCCCCCAUACCCCCGCCGCUCGCCCCCAUACCCCCGCCGCUCGCCCCCAUACCCCCGCCGCUCGCCCCCAUACCCCCGCCGCUCGCCCCCAUACCCCCGCCGCUCGCCCCCAUACCCCCGCCGCUCGCCCACCUACCCCCGCCGCUCGCCCACCUACCCCCGCCGCUCGCCCACCUACCCCCGCCGCUCGCCCACCUACCCCCGCCGCUCGCCCACCUACCCCCGCCGACUGCCGCCACUCGGCGCCCCGCCCCCCCGCCCCCCCCUGCCACCGCCCAUGGCAUUUGCCAAAGGGGCAGGAGCAUGGCACACCGCACUGUGUACACACCACCGAGGAUUGGCAAGCAGGCCAUACCUGAUGGCCGCAACCCAGGGCUGCCAUAA
Schistocerca nitens (vagrant locust) is the source of this 873-nucleotide messenger RNA. RefSeq lists its product as uncharacterized. Bases 1 to 873 code for a protein of 290 amino acids. The record is from RefSeq and is a predicted model, not a curated record. The transcript has 3 exons. NCBI's taxonomy places the organism in Eukaryota, Metazoa, Arthropoda, Insecta, Orthoptera, Acrididae.